AUGGAAAAAGUGUUAAAAAGUGUCAGACCUCAGUUGAGGAGCAUUCAGGAUAUCAGUUAUCAGGUAUGGAUUCUUCAGGAUCAGAUCCUCAUAGAAGUCCCAAGGAAGCACCAUAUGACUCCAGUCACUAUUGCCUUAAUCUCAUGCCAACAUGUGGAGACCCUUGUGAAAGACAGAGGGAACCCCGUCUACCUGAGACUGAAUGAGCUCAAGCUCUGCCUGAUGUGUGCUAAGGUCAGAGAGCAGCCUGCACUGCAGCUGAAGAUGAGUGAUAUAAUGGAUUUGUAUGAUGAACCCAAGCCUGUGAAGCUGUUUCUCUUCUACCACAGUCAGAGUGGCAGAAGCUCCACCUUUGAGUCUGUGGCCUUCCCUGGCUGGUUCAUUGCUGUCAGCUCCGAAGGAGGCUGUUCUGUCAUCCUUACCCAAGAACUGGGGAAAGCCGACACCACUGACUUUGGGUUAACCAUGCUGUCUUAA
Sapajus apella (tufted capuchin) is the source of this 477-nucleotide messenger RNA. RefSeq names its product interleukin 36 alpha (gene IL36A). The transcript has 4 exons. Gene Ontology annotation, molecular function: interleukin-1 receptor binding; cytokine activity. The record is from RefSeq and is a predicted model, not a curated record. Lineage: Eukaryota; Metazoa; Chordata; Mammalia; Primates; Cebidae. Bases 1 to 477 code for a protein of 158 amino acids. Gene Ontology annotation, biological process: positive regulation of gene expression; inflammatory response to antigenic stimulus; cytokine-mediated signaling pathway.